AAUUCUUAGAAUCUUAAUAGCAAAGAUAUAUCGUGUGAAUAAUCUGAGGAAGCUUAAAUCACCCAAUCGACCUUAGAAAUGCAGGAAUUGUGCAUACGUACGUUUAGAAUUUUAAGAGUAAUCCUCAGGCCAUUUUAUAAUACCAUAUUUUUCACAAUCUUGAAUAUUCGCUUAUAGAAGAUGACAAUUACGUGCUUUUAAUAUUCGGAUCAAUGUGUAUCGACUAUCGAGUCCUCGCUAAAAUUUUAUAAAACGCAACAUAAUCUUCUGGCAGUGAGAGAGAAUAUAAAGUGGAAAAUCCAAAUGAUUAAAACGAACGUGUGUAAUCAAUAUUGAGGAUCGUUGAUUAAACAUAUGUUUUGCAUAUUUUUAAAGCAAAAUUCAUAAAGAGUCAUAUAUGGAGUGGAAACAUUGUAAUUUAACUACUAAAUUUGUUCCCUUCCUUUCUUUUCUGAAUUUUUAUAAUUCUCAUGAUUGGUGAUUUUAAAUCCUUUGCGUGUCAAGAAUGUCACGAAAAUUUACGUAACGUCGUUAUAAAUUUGUGAUAAAAGUUGAAAAAAAAGCUUGAGAUGAAAUAUUUAAAUAAUAAUAUAACGAUUAUAUUUUGAUGUAUGGGUUUGUACCCAAUAUUUGUAAAAUAUUGUAUUACAACGCAUUAAAGUCCGUCCAUAUUAUGAACAAAACUAUAAAAAUACGUAGAAAUCAGAUAGAGAACUAACAGAAUAAGCUGAACAGAACAAAGUAUUUUAAUACUAUUUAAUUUUAUACUUAUAAGAAUAUCUUAAUUGUAUAAAAAGUUGUGUAAAUAAGAUCAUAUAAUAUAUAUUUUAACUUUUUUCUUUAAUCUUAAUUUAUUACUUAUUAUACGAAAACAUGCAAAUAAAGUGAUUCUGAAAUAUAUACUUUUUUUAAACAAAAAAAUAUUUUUUUGACAACAAUAUUAAGAAAUAGAGUUUCAUCAAAGUAAUUAGUGCGAUAGAUAUUUGGAAAUUAUUCAUGUCUAAAUAUAUAAGAAAGAAAAUAUAAAUAUUUAUAUAAUGAAAUCUUUCAAAAGGUACAAUUUAUGCAACGACACAAACAUCGAAGCUUUAAAAACUUAUUAUAUCGUAUUUUUUGUAAAAUCUUUUAAAGUUAAUUGUACGUCGAGUUUGGAGUAGCUUCGUUUAAAUAUUACCUUCGAUAUUUGAAAGACUUUGCUAACAAUAUUAACUUUAAUUUUGUUUUUCAUAUAUAAUAAUAUUCACAGUGUAAUGAUUAUAUAAACAUUAUGACAACGAUAAUUAUAAUUGUAAGUUGAAGUUUAGUUUCUGUAUGUAUGUAUUCGACCUAUGUAUGUACCUGUUUGCAACUUUAACCGUAAAUAUAAUUACAUGGCAGUGAUUAGAAUUCGCGAUAGCAUUCAGUCGUGGUAAUGAUUCAUUAUCCUAGAAAGUAACAAUUAAUUAUUGAACACUGAAAUUUUUAGCUUUACUCAAUCUACGUGUAUAUAUUUAACAAGUGUUUUAAACAUAUUUCUAUUAUGCUAAAAAAAUUUUUAUGCUAUAUUUCAUAAAAUAUAAUUAUUAUAUAUCAUAAAAUAUUAUAUUAUAUCUUCUUCCAAAAAUAAAUAAAUAAAUAUUUUCGUUCUUGGAGACAAAAUAUUAUGAUCCAGUUUUGUCCACUCUGCAAUUUCAAGAAACGCGUUAUUGCCCAACAUACUUGCGGAUACGUUGGAGAAAUAAUAUUCCUAUAAGCUUAAAUACGUUUCGAAAGGUGUGCAAGCAUCAGACAUCAAGAAACAUUUUCAAACGGAGAAUACAAAUCGAUAUAUUAAUUAACGUGUAUUUACAGUUUGCAUCAUGUAUUCUAUAAGAAGACGAUUUUUGUGAUCCUUUAAUCUUGUUAUACCUCGCAUAAUGACUUUUUUUAAAUGGAAUUUUUUAUCUAGUAUAACAGUGACUUUCAACUUGUAGUUUCUAUGUUGAAACAAAAAAAGAAAAGAUUGUAUUGUAACAAAAAAUUGUGUUCGUUUAACCAAUAGUCCGAAAGAAGUGCUUUUCUGAAAUGACCAUUAACGUCUUCACCUAUAAAAACACAAUCGUUUCUGGGAAUUUGACUGGCAAUUAAUCUAUCAGCGAUUCAAUUGUUACUUCUUACAAAGCUUUUUUAAUUGUCUCUCUCGAUAUCUAUCCCUUUGAUCUGAUAUAAUCCCUAAUAAAUUUUAAAUACGAUCUAGAAUUUUCACACCAAUUAAAGAAAGAAUCUAUUUCUAUAACAAGAAGCACGAUUCUGGAGUCUCCCCAUUUAUCGCUAAUUGAAUCGAUAUGCUUCAACACGGCAAAAUUUACAUUUAAAAGUAUACAGUAACGCAAAAAAGUUACCUAACUGGUACCGACUGCUCUAACAGCUUUAGUUAUUCGAGUUACAUUGGUUUUCCACUUGAUCGAUCGAUACAAUGAGAGAACAGCACAAAAUAAUUCACGUAUUAAAUCAUAUAUACUUUUCUUUUUAAAUCGCCGCAGGCUAUAAAUCUACUUUAACUUGUCUUUUUUGGACGCAUUCAAAUUUAGUCAUUGGUAUUCACGGGAUAUUCAAGAACUACUUGGAGGAACCGGUUCCAAUUCGUAGAAAAUCAGAAUCUGAACAACUGGUAUACAUAUAUACAGCCUAUAUAAUGAUAGAAUAUAAUUACUGACCACGGUGGAAUUAAACAAGGACACUAAGUUUUACGUCCACGAGUGUAUCUAGAUUUUACGGGAACAUCUUAAAGAACGGCGAAUCUGUGAAAAGACUCACAUGCGCGCGAUCUCUUGCAACGUCUGGUGUUUCGGCUUUAGAAAACGGUACCCAAUGUUGCGUGACACUGGCUUUCUCCGUAUUAAUUGCCAAAGUAUUCGAAUAAAUUAUCGGUGAAUUUUUAUUUUUUGCUGAUCGUAUAUGAAAUCGUAGGAUUAUCGUCUAAUAAAUUAUUGUCACAGAGUGUUACAGUGAAUUUUUUUGUGUAUGAUCCUGUAUAGUAAAUGCAAAUGGAAAAACUGGAAGUUGUAAAAUUGGAUGAAAAAGCAUCGAAGUUGGAAAAUUUUUGUAAAAUGGGCAGUGAGAUAACAGAGGAUUUAUAAUAGGAAAUAUAAGUGAUUUUUUGUUUGAUCGUUGCAUGUUAAUGUUGGAUCCUUAUAUUGAAAUAAAGACAACAAUGGAGAGAAGAAAAAACCAUAAAAAGUAUUCGAACAGUACGAGGAAUACACUCAAACAGAGUCAUGAAAAAAGAUACAAAAUUAAACCCAAUAAUUUUCAUAAUUGAGGUGCAAAGAAGAAUUAAAAUAAGAAUUACUUAAUAAUAUUCUCUUUUUUUUAAAUUUCCUACAAAUUUGUUGAGAUAUACAUUGCAUUAAAUUUAAAAAAAUAAUUGAUAAAACCAAGAAAUAUCAAAUUAGCACUAACAUAUUUCAACGAAACAUUUUUUCAUAAUACUUGAUCUUUAAAACACAUUUUCUCGUUAUCAUUGCCACUUGUUCCAUUGCGAGAUGAUAGCCUUAAUACAAUGUAAAUACAGGCUUCGUUGUUAAAACGUCGAAAAAAAUUAAUCAGCAUAUGACGCAAAUAAUGGUCAUAGUUGUUACAUAAUCCAAGUUUCAUUCUUUGUUUUUAUGUAAAAACGAUGAUUAUAAAUUCUAAAUUUAGAACUACGAUAAAUAAUUAUCAUAAUGAAAUAAAAUAAAAUUCUAAUAUGCAUAUGUAAACAUUACCUGAGCUUUAAAUAAAGAAGAAGAAUUUUCUCGAAGAAAUCUUUAUUCUACCAAGGAUUAUAGAGUGAUUAACUUACAGUAUGAAGAAGAAAUCAGAAGAAUUCACGCGUACGAUAAAUAAAUAAGAAAAGAACAUUUACUAAAAAUUGUUUACCGCAACGUUAGUUUAGGUUGAUGUGACCUCUAUCUCGUUUAGUUUCUAAGUUCAAGGUCCCUAUUCGAAGGAGUACUGGCUCCUCCAACGGAAGCGUAUCUUUUCCUUUGAACUUAUAUAUAGAAUGAAUCCAUACGAGUCGACUAAUAUAAGUCACUCGGGCGAGUGACUCCGGUAGUCGCGUGUGCUGCAAUGACGAGAGCAUUCUCUUAAAGUGAUCUAAAUGACUUUGGGACGUGACGUGAUAAACGAAGAAAAGAGUGAGGCCGAGGUAUGACGAUUGGAACGUUCUUUCGAGGUGAUACACGAUAGUAGAGUGUGCCUUGUGUUACGUCGCAGUUUCUUCAUCAUCCUGGUUACAGACGAAAAAAAAUUCCUUUCCGACGGAUAAUGGACGAUAAACAGAUGUACGAGAACUCCAGCGACAUACCGAAGAUUAACGGACAGCGUGCAACGAUUAAGGUUAGCGAGGAAAGGCUGCGGCGAUACUCGUUAACCAGUUUAAAAGAUUGUCGUCUCUCGGUUGACGAAAACGAUUACUGGAGAACGGUAGAAGGAGACGCUGGAGCACACGAAAAUGUUGAAAAAACGAGUCAGUCAAAAAUGAAGCCGCUGGCUAAUCACAAAAAAAGGACCAGGCAUUAUUCUUUGACCAGACUAAGAAGUCGCCGUUCUUGUCUCAAUUUUGAUGAUGACAAAAACAUCUUGACAAAGACAGAUGUUAACGAGACUGCUAAAGACAAAACGACACAAACUUUGAGGCUACCAUUACCUGGUGAAGGAAAAACGAUACACUGUUCUUUGUCGAAUUUGAACGAUCCAUCAAACGAUCUCUUAUCCACUAGAUUGGCUUCCUUUAGAUCCGUCAGAUAUCGACAGUCGAAUAGCUCGGAGAAAAUCGUGAUCGAUGACAUCCCUUUGAUCGAAACCACGAACGAUCACGUGGAAAUUGAUGCCGGUACACCUCCGCCAGUUGACGAAUCUCUCUUCUACGAUAAUCUCGACGUAUUUAAACAAGCGCAGAUCAACAGUAACGAUCUUAGAUCGAUCAUGUGGUCGAUCUUUACGACUGCAGAAAUGAAGAUACUGCUUGAGCUAGAAAAAUGCAAUACUUUGCCGGCGAUGCCGCCGGGAGAACGAAUGAGGAAUAUAGCGUACAUGUGGUCUUGUUACCGUGGUUUAGUGCAUCUGCUACCGAAAUUGGAACAAUCAGGCGCGAGACUCGAUUACGUGGAGCCUUGUACGGGUAUGAACGCCAUCCUAGCUGCUUCGUUAAGCGGUAACGUAGCUUGCAUCGAGCAUUUGAUAAAGAGGGGCGUUGAUAUCAAUUACCGGAAUCCAAUCAAUCAUUAUACGCCUCUUCACUUCUCUGUCCUCGGAAAUUCGCCGGAUGUAGCGCGAAUACUUCUUGAUAACGGCGCAAAACCGACCACGUAUCUUUAUCAGGAGACUGUUGAACCAGUUUUACAUUGCGCUAUCAGAGCAGGAGCUGUAAAAAUAGUGAAGUUAUUGUUGGAACAAGGAGCAAGCGUUGUCGAAAAGAAUCACAUGGGCGAGACGCCGCUUCAUGUAGCUUGUUUCAUUCAGUCGAUAAAAUGCGUUGAAUUACUUCUAGAUUCGCCUGGUACCAACAUCAACGCGGUGGACCGAGCUCAUAGAACUCCUCUACAUUUCGCUGUGAUGACUACUUAUUCUUCUGCAAAGCUCGUAGAACUUCUAUUAAAACACGGUGCCCUAGUGAAUGCCGCAGACAAAACUGGCUUCACUCCUCUUCAUGUAGCGGCCCUGAACGAACAAUCUCACUGUGUCGAUGUACUGAUUUGGGCCGGUGCAGACGUUAGUGCGACCACCAGUGCCGGACUUUCUGCCUUGAACAUUAUACUUAGGAAGAUACCAGAAUCUCUACAGGUGUUCCGACAGAGAUUAGAUGCCUCAAUAACACUCAGAAGACCCGUUCCUCAUAACAGAGAGUUCGAAAUGAGGCUGCACUUCGAUCUACUCUUCCCCAGUGGCAAUCAAUGCGAGACCAGCUUUAUAAACACGUUUGUCCAGGAACGUCGUAAAGAUUUACUAUCGCACCCAUUGGUAAUGGCUUUCUUGCACCUAAAAUGGGAAAAGAUAAGAAAAUUUUAUUUACUCAGGAUCCUAGUUUACGCCAUGACCGUGAUCUGUAUGACGACUUACGUGCUCACAGCGCUAGCUUACAAAUGUUACAACUACGACGAGGCAAAUAGCUCUAAGAUUUGCAGUAGCAAACGUAUUUCUGGAUUUCUGUUCAGACGACCAGUGAUUGAGAUCCAAUGGUAUCUCUUAUUAAUCUUCACUUGCAUCUCCAUUCCUAGGAAGAUAUUCGGUUUCAUGGUGUACACAUCCGCGAAACAGUACUUUUCCAAUAUUGACAACGUGCUAGAUGGCAUCGUUAUAAUUAGCGUUUUUGUUACGUCAUUCGUGUACACAGGACGUACAUACGAUUGGCAAAAUUACGUCGGAGCAUUCGCGAUACUGUGCGCCUGGACAAACUUAAUGUUGAUGGUUGGCCAACUUCCAGCUUUUGGCACAUAUGUAGCGAUGUUUACCCACAUACAGUUCGAAUUUGCCAAGCUGUUGCUCGCUUACUCUGGAUUACUAAUAGGGUUCACUAUUAGCUUUUGCGUAAUUUUCGUCGGUGAACCAUCGUUUGGCAACCCUUUCACGGGACUCAUUAAAGUGCUGGCGAUGAUGGCCGGAGAGUUGGACUUCGAGGGACUGAUUACGCAAAUCGAUGAUGGUUUAGAAGGAAACUCCGAGGGACCUUUCGUUAUUUAUCAUCCAUUGUCGGUAUGCUCCCAGAUCCUCUUCACGCUAUUCAUCGUGUUCGUCACAGUGAUCUUAAUGAACUUGUUGGUUGGGAUCGCUGUUCACGAUAUUCAAGGAUUAAGGAAUCAUGCUGGUCUCACAAAACUUGUACGCCAGACAAAAUUGAUCCUGUUUACGGAGAUGGUGUUACAUAAUAGUUCGAUUCCAUACGCUUUUCGAAAAUGGAUGUCCGAUCACAAGAUUAACGUAGAAAACAGAAAAAGGGUUUUGGUAGUGAAACCGUUGAAUCCUUUGGAGAAAAGGCUUCCGAAGGACAUUCUAAAGGCUGCUUAUGAAAUCGCACAGAAAAAUAUACCGUUUAUGAACGAUGAUAACAUUAAUCUGAGCGACCAUGUAAUGAGGAUGAGACAGCAGAGCGAGGACUGCUUUGACUCAAAUUUACAACUUGUUAUCGAGAAUCUGGCCAACAAACUACAGUCCUACGAGGACACGAUCGUGUUGCUGAAGGAGCAAUUAUUAGAUACUAAUAAAAUGCUGGAGAGUGUUGUGAAAAAUCUAACAAAGGAAAAGAAUAAUUGAGAUCAGCUAGAUCAUAUUUCCAUUAAUUUUUACGGAAAUGAUUGACAAAGUUGAUAUUGAAGCAACCAUUUCUGGUGGGGGUCCUACUGGACAAGCUGGCGCUGUUCGAUUUGGUAUUGCAAAGGGGCUUCAAAGCUUUGUCGAU
Messenger RNA from Bombus pyrosoma, 7399 nucleotides. Its product is annotated as transient receptor potential channel pyrexia. NCBI's taxonomy places the organism in Eukaryota, Metazoa, Arthropoda, Insecta, Hymenoptera, Apidae. The transcript is spliced from 2 exons. The record is from RefSeq and is a predicted model, not a curated record. Gene Ontology annotation, molecular function: structural constituent of ribosome; ATP binding; monoatomic ion channel activity. Gene Ontology annotation, biological process: translation; protein phosphorylation; cell surface receptor protein tyrosine kinase signaling pathway. Gene Ontology annotation, cellular component: signaling receptor complex; ribosome; membrane. Bases 4270 to 7254 code for a protein of 994 amino acids.